Amoebophrya sp. A120 is the source of this 722-nucleotide messenger RNA. Lineage: Eukaryota; Dinophyceae; Syndiniales; Amoebophryaceae. The record is from the annotation of a GenBank genome assembly.
CUCGUCCAGAAGGAGAUUAGGAGAGAGGACAUGCUUGUGGUAUAAGAAGACUUUAGGUUGCUGUGGAUAAUGUUUAUGUUUUACUUAUUUUGCCAGAAAGAUUAUGAAUGCUGGGUGGACGAAUGAAUGGACUUCUAGGCUUCUAGCGAUCGGCCGCAGGAGACUGGAACCACCACUCCCUGUGUAGGGCAACAUCAAGGUUUUCGUCUUCUUCGACGCUGGACCUGGUGCGGUGUGUUCGGAUUCGGAACAACAAAAAGCGACAAUAAAACGGAAAAAUGCCGCGUGAAUCAAGCGCGCAUCGCGCUACGUCUAAGCGGAUCAACGCACUGUAUGCGGUUCGCUGGCUGUACUCCCGCACGGGGCUAAAAAUCUUCUUCCUCGUUCACCUGGCUGUCCGCCUGUUUGCGCGAAAAACGGAGGAGAAACGCACGAGCACGGAACAACACCAAAUUACGACGAACCAGUUGGAGAUGAAGACCGAACAAACUACAGAGGAAAUGCGCCGCACCGGGGCUUCAAGACAGGAAAGCAAGACUGGAGCGGGGCUGCGGAAGCGGAAAAGAAGAUUGGUCGUGCGAAAGCGAAAAAGAAAAAAAGCAGCCGAUGACGAUGCCGAUGAUGCUCUUGACUUUAUGCAGCAUUUGGCGCAUUUGCAUGAUAUGUCGCUGCACCCUCACGACGAAUAUCUCGACCCCGACCUCGGGAAUCGUGAUGACGAC